This is a messenger RNA of Momordica charantia (bitter melon), 3317 nucleotides long. RefSeq names its product Pentatricopeptide repeat (PPR) superfamily protein. The record is from RefSeq and is a predicted model, not a curated record. Gene Ontology annotation, molecular function: protein binding. Lineage: Eukaryota; Viridiplantae; Streptophyta; Magnoliopsida; Cucurbitales; Cucurbitaceae.
AUAAUUCGUGUCUUCUGAAUGUUGCUCAUGAAUUGGAUCAUGAACAUAUUUUCCCUAAUGCAAUCUAUAAUGGUGUUCUUGUGAACUUUCCAGAUACUUUUCAUUACCCACGACACAAAGAGUAAGUGUUUCUUUACCUUUCACUGCUUCCAUUUGACUGAAAUCAGCCACACAAGACGACUACGCUCAGACACGAGAGAAAACUAAAUAUUUGUGAUUUGAAGCAAUAAAAUCGUAGGCAGAAUUAUAGUUGUGGUCUACACUUCCAAAAUGGCGAGCUUCAGCGUUGUAAAGAGGAGCAACAACUUCCUCAGAAAGCACAGGAAGUGGCCAUUUUCACCUUACAAAACCAAAUGGCAUCAAACUUUCGAUCAGGACGAAGCUUUGCGAAUCCUAAAGCAAGCUGCAAAUUCGCCGGAACAAUCGAAUUCCGACCAACCUUACCUUCUUUCCGCUCUCGUAAGCUCCUUCAAAGCCUACUGCUGCCACCCGACCCCCAAUGCUUACCACUUCGUCCUCAAAACCCUAGCUCGAACAUCCCAAUUCCACCACAUUCCCCUUGUUCUUGAUCGUCUUGAACGUGUCGAGAAAUUUGAAACCCCAGAGUACAUAUUUGCCGACCUCAUCAAAUUUUACGGACGAAUGAACAGAAUUCAAGAUGCCAUCACUAUUUUUCGUAGGAUUCCCAUGUUCAGGUGCGUUCCCUCUACGUUGUCGCUCAACCCUUUACUUUUCUUGCUCUGUAAAAACGGUGAAGGUAUCCGAAUGGUUCCCGAGAUCAUAUUGAAUAGCCAGGCUAUGGGUAUUAGGCUCGAAGAGUCGACAUUCCGGAUUCUAAUUACUGCCUUAUGUAAAAUUAAUAGAGUCGGGCAUGCCAUGGAGAUUUUCAACAAUAUGAUAACGGAAGGGUAUGGUCUUAAUCCCGGAAUCUGCUCUUUUAUCUUAUCAUCGCUCUGCGAACAAAAGAGAUCCUCUAGCAGUGAGGUUCUUAGUUUUCUGGAGCAAAUGAGGCAAAAAGGAUUCUGUCCCUGUGUUGUGGAUUAUUCUAAUAUAAUUAAGUUUUUCGUUAGGAGAGGGAUGAGUUCUGAUGCUCUCGAUCUAUUGAAUAAAAUGAAGGCCGAUGGUUUCAAGCCUGACAUUGUUUCUUAUACUAUGGUCUUGAAUGGGGUGAUUGGGGAUGGGGACUAUAAGAUGGCAGAUGAGCUGUUUGAUGAAUUGCUUCUAUUUGGUUUAAUUCCUGAUAUUUAUACAUAUAACGUGUACAUACAUGGAUUAUGCAAACAAGGUGAUCCGGGAGCAGGAAUUCAAAUGAUUUCGCGUAUGGAGGAAUUGGGAUGCAAGCCUAAUGUGAUUACUUACAAUAUUCUCUUGGAAACUUUCUGUAAAACCAGGAAGCUCGACGAGGCUAGGAAGCUUAGAAGUGAGAUGCAACUAAAGGGUCUGGCAGAAAACUUGCUGACUUUUAGGAUUAUGAUCAAUGGUUUAUUUAAUAAUGGUGAAGUAAUUGAAGCUUGUAUCAUACUGGAGGAAAUGCUAGGAGGUUGUUUCCCUCCUCAGAUUUCAACUUUUGGAGAGAUUCUUUCUUGGUUGUGCAAAAGAGGCAUGGUCGGCAAAGCACUUGAGUUGCUCACGUUAAUGGUUGGCAAGAACUUUUCCCCAGGUGCUAAGGCUUGGGAAAUACUGCUCCUGAGCUCUGGAAAUGAACUAACUUCUGUUAAGAGCCUGGAAACUACAUUAGGAGAUCUAGUAGGCGUAUAAAGAAAACCAACCCUGCAGAUUUCAGAGCACUUGAACUGUAGAAGUCAUCACGGCUAUGCUUGAACAGUUCACUUAUUCAUUCUGUAAUGGACCAACCUUUUUUGUUUAACCCUACACUCAAUAGGGUGAGGAACAAAGGUAUUGCAAUGACGACUUUGUUUGAGCUAUCUGCUGAUGUUGUGGUAGUCGGGAAUCAAUAUUUCACGUAAUCUUCUACCUGAAGAAGGUGAGGAUACACCCUUCAACCUCCAGGGGUGGGCGAGGUUUACUGCCAAUCCAACAUCUGAUAAUGUAAAUUUUCUUCAUGGGAGAAGGACGAGGCAGCAGUUAAAAAGAGGAUAAAGACAUCUAUUAUCAUCUUUAAAGAUUAAUGGCUCGACCAUUCACCUCGCAAUUGUUGAACUCAAACGAGAAGCAGAAAAAGAAAAGGUAGAAAACCUUCCUAGGUUUGGAAAGCAAACCAUGUUUUUUUUCAAGAUUUGCAUCAAAUCCAACUUUUCCUGCUAUUACCAUUUGUAUAAAUCUGUUUUAUUGAAUGAAAGUGAUGGAAUUUAAUUCGAACUUGAAUCACAAAAGUAGAUGUUUCAAAAAAGAACAGAAUUCCUCCUGAAUGAAUCAAAGUUUGUCGUGGGGCGAAUGUGAUAAGCAAUCGUGGCAAAUCAGUAAGGACUAAGGAAGGCAAAAACUUAAUAUCCAAAUUAUGUACAGCCUCUGUGUCUCCCUUCAUUGGGAAAUGAGAAUAAAUUGGAAAAUCGUUUCUUUAUCCACCCGGUCCCAUCUCUAUCUUUGGUUGUCACUUUUGCAUAUAUAAACCAACUCUAAAUUUUCUUUCCUUAUUUCCUUUAUCUACUUUUAUUCCAAAAGUUUCACUAAAAUUUCUAAGAGUUUUAGCUUUAUUAUUAUUGAAUAUGAAUGAUUUUUGUACAUCAGCAUUCAAUUCAACUAUAACUACAUGCAUUUGCCUUUCUUUUCGCCUCUAUCAACUUCAUCUUCAAGCAUUUUUGCUCGAUUUUAUAUGGAUAAAAUAUCUAUUACCAUCUUAACGAUAGAUGGUUCGAUUUCUACAACUCAAUAGAUAAAUAAACAAAUAAGCCAUCUUAUACCAAGGAAAAAGCAUCUGCUACAAGAAUGAAUAAUUGCUCUUAUCUGGUAACUCUUCUAUUGUUUCUGAAAGUUAUAUAUAAACAAACAGAUAUUAAAUACAGAGAGAAAAGAAGGGAAAAAGAAUGAUUUUGGUGGUAUAAACACAAGCAUAAUCCGGUUUGAGUCUUGAUUGCGACAAGACGUGGAAAAAUUGAAGAUUUAGUCAACAAAUUGGACUCGUCACUUUGACUCUGAAUCUAGUUGAAUCUCAAUACAAAUCCAAGAAUUUAAACUUUAUCUCCUUCUCAAUUUCUUGAAAUUAACUGAUAUUUAUCCUUUACCCACAGAUAUACAUUUGACAUUUCCCACGGUCCGAUCCUUGAAAUUAACUCUAAUCAUGAACCAAAAACUUCAAUAUAAUUAAUAUAUUCUUAUUUCUAACCUUGGAUUUGAACUGUAUUAUAUUCGAUAUGUUA